This is a messenger RNA of Magallana angulata, 3178 nucleotides long. Its product is annotated as TGF-beta-activated kinase 1 and MAP3K7-binding protein 2-like. The coding region runs from base 157 to 2307 and encodes 716 amino acids. The record is from RefSeq and is a predicted model, not a curated record. NCBI's taxonomy places the organism in Eukaryota, Metazoa, Mollusca, Bivalvia, Ostreida, Ostreidae. The transcript is spliced from 7 exons.
CAUGCGCAUUGUCCGCCAUUAGAACGAAUAUUUCAGAAUAGGAAGUUGGACGUAGCAAAAAUACCCGAUAUUCUGUCAUGUUUAUGCUCUCCUCUUAUGUUGUACGUUAGAUCGGAAAGCAACAUGUUUUCAAUAUUUCGAUGCGUGCAAUAAAGAAUGGCAACCAUAGAGCCCAACAUAAAUGUCACGUUAUUUCAAGAACUGAAAAAGAAGUACCCAGAUAUUCCCGAUUAUGUCGUCACUAGUAAGAUGCAACAGCAUAAAAAUGACAGAGCCAAAUGCAUAGCAGUCCUGGAUGGUGAAAAUGACAAUUAUUUAUUUGGACCAGCUCCUCCGUUACACACUUCCUAUCAAGAGAUUCCCAUAAAUCCCGCUGAAGGUAGGAAGAGAAGCGACUCGGGAUCUAGCGGGAUCAGCAGCACCAGCACAAACAGCAUGUCUAGCUCCUCGUCCGUGCCGUACACCAAUCCCAAUGGGGGCAAGAACAACUACCAGGGACAUUCAAACGAGGCUCUAGGCCCGCCAUCAUCGUUGGGUGGUAAUAACAUAGAUCAGUUUAUUCCAUCUUCAAGGAAUAUUUCAUACAGCCCGAGUGAGCAGUACAUGUUUGGGGGACGCGUCCCCUCAGGACAUAAUUACCCCCACGUGCCAUCCUCAAGUCCGUCUGUCCUGAGGCAGGCACAUGGUGGCAGCCACUUCACACCCCCUGCCCAGAUAAGCCGGCCCACUCCUCACUGCAUUGAAAUUCAAAUUCAACAGCGCGUGCUUCCGCAAGAUCAGUACCGCCAGAACAUGUCUGGCUAUAACCAAAAACAGCAACCUUUUCCAACCUGGUCCAGAACCAGCACUGGGAAUGUGAGUAACUGUAAUUCAGGGGGAGGGUAUAAUAGUCUGGAUCGCCAAAGCCCCAGGCCUCGACGGCCGGUUCCCCCAUUGCCAACUUCCCAAAAUGACUCGAGAGUUGGUCCUCUCCAGUUUGGGCCUCCCCAAAAGCAGUUCAUUAGCUCCCCUACAACUCCCCAGCAGGAGAAACACUCAUCGCAAAAGACUAUUUUCUUGCAGCCUGUGUCAACUACGCCGGAGAGAAUUCCCCAUAAUUCUGGGGAGUAUGGUGUACAUCCAUCUACCAGUGACCCCAACUUGCCCCCAACGUAUCCCCCCUUAACCCAGGGGUUACCGGGUAAUCCCAAUCAACCCAAUGCAACUUUCACUCUUCGAUCUCCUCUGUAUAUACAUGCGAACGACACAGAGCCAAAUAACCCUGGCACGCCUGGUUACAAUCCCUAUUUGCCAACAGAUCAUUUGAAUGGCCAAUACCAUAACUUAAAGUACGGAGAACCCGCGUGUAUUCUUAAUAUAGGGGGUGCUACAAAUCCCCCUUCAUAUCAAGUGUUUCCAGUGACAGGAGGUGCUAGUGAUUCAGAGCAAAUGUUCGGACACCAAUUUCUCCCCAACCCGGGGAACCGGUGUGCGAUUUCUGGGCAUUCGCCUUAUGUGAGGACUCCAAGUUCUGAAAGUGACCGUAGGUCGAUUCCCACACCCCCAGGGGAGGACAGACACAUGGUGAACCCCCAGGUCAUGUUCCCGCCUGUAAGUAUAGGGGCGGUCACUGAACCCACCCCGGUAGACAGGCCGGUCUCAUCCUCGGGGGGAGGACAGGAGGAGGCAGACUAUACAAGAGCGCUCUUGAAAUUUCAAAGAGAGAAAAUGGAGAAUCUGAAGCAGGACUUGGAGUCAGAGCUGAGGAAGCUGAUCAAGACGAGGUCAGAGGUCAAACAGAUGGAGAAGAACAUGCUGGAGAGGAAGAAAAACAAGAGUUACAACCAGCAGCCUUUGGAGGAUGUGACUCGACUGCGGGAGAUAAAUCGACGUCUCCAAGCAGACAUACAGGUCAUGACCAGGGAGAUUGACAUGUAUAACAAUGGGCAAACUCCACUUGGUGUGCUUGACCCCUUAGAACAGCAGAACUUUUACAAGAACAUGAACACUGGCCCCCAGGGAUCCAUUUAUUCCAGACCUCCCCCUCAGACCCCCUCGCGAGAAACACCGCCCCCAAUUCCACCCCGAACGCCAAUUACCGGACCGACGACGGCCCUGGUGCCCCCCGCCCCUCCUCCCCAGCCGCUGCAGGACUCGGACGGGGACGGGGAGCCCUGGAAUUGCUCAGCCUGCACAUUUCUGAACCAUCCAGCCCUGAAUAAAUGCGAGUGUUGUGAAAUGCCCAGAAUGAACGCCUCUCCCCCCUCCACAGGUAGCGUGCGACAACACGUUUGUACAUCCGAAUCCUGCUACUGUCAUAAUAGAUGAUGGUGUCUACCUGCUCUAUUAAACCCCCAAAAUUGUUUUCUCUUUUUUUGGUCCAGUCAUUUUGAAAAUGAAAAAGUUGAGAUGGCGAUAGUGUCGACCUUAUUUUUAUUAUUCCAUUUGACUUUGCUAGUGAAGAUAAUAAGGGUGAAUUUUUGGACAGAAUGCCAAUACAGAUAUGCAAGUAGAUUUCUUAUCUUUUCCUCUGCUAGUUUAUCAAUAUAAUUUUCUUUUUAUUUGGGAAAUUUAAUGUUUGGUAUAUUAUAUAUCGAAGUUUGAGUUUAAAUUCAAUUUUUAAUGUGAACAUGAUGAAGGAAUUAUAAAUUCCCUGGAAACUCUUUUUCUGUGAGAUAUCAUGACAAAAAUAAUUGGUUGUAUAGAAGUGCUAGGAACAUUAUGAAUUAUGUGUAAAUUCAAGGGCCUUAUAAAGGAUAAUGCUGUGAUCAAACUUCAGUUACAUGAAAUUUAAGACUGCUGUGUUAGAAUUGUAAACAAUAGAAAGCACUUAUUAAGGAUUUUUAUUUUUAAAUUCUAAUUUAUCCCACAAAUUUUUUUGUUUACUAUUGAAAGACUGGAGAACAUCGACUUUUUAACAGUGAAAGGAGAUUCAGUUGUUUUUGGUUAAUUAUUGAAGAUAAACUCCUGUGAUUUUUUGCAGCAAGAUUUCGUGAAAGAAUUUGUCAAAUUACGAAAUAUUUUUCUACUCAUGUGAUAGCUGACUGUCGAUAUUUUAUAAUGAAAAAGAAACUUUACAAUUACCAAUUUUGUGUACCUUGCCAUCAGUGAAGAAUUUCAAUUUACAUGAUUGUACAGUUUUCUUUGUAAUGUAAAUACUAUAAUUACGUAGUCUGAAUAAAAAUCUCAUCAAACUGAA